Molecule: messenger RNA, 1935 nt
Organism: Tricharina praecox
Lineage: Eukaryota; Fungi; Ascomycota; Pezizomycetes; Pezizales; Pyronemataceae
Product: general substrate transporter
Exons: 5
Coding region: 159-1748 (529 amino acids)
Biological process (GO): transmembrane transport; carbohydrate transport
Cellular component (GO): membrane
Molecular function (GO): carbohydrate:proton symporter activity
Source: RefSeq, a predicted model, not a curated record
CCCUCUCUGUCUGUCCGUUCGAAGAAGAAGAAGACGAAGAAGACGAAAAGGAAGAAAAAGACCGUUGACUAUCACCUACAGCCGCGGAUCCAUACGGGAUAGCCACAUCCUCCACGACACAAGAGACACUUCGACUUCACGACAGACGGUCAAUCGAUAUGCAGCCUCACUUGGGGCUUCGGGGGAAGAAGCUCGGCUUCUUCCUGUCCACGAUAUGCACCACUGGAUUUUUACUGUUCGGAUACGACCAGGGAGUCAUGUCCGGCCUGAUCACGGCGCCGGAGUUCAACAAGACGAUACCGGAAACUUAUGGCGACUCGACUAUGCAGGGCUUGGUCACGGCCAUCUACGAAGUCGGGUGUCUGGCUGGUGCGGUGCUCGUGCUGUUUAUCGGAGAGAAGAUUGGUCGCAAGAGAUCAAUCAUCACUGGCGCGGCUAUCAUGGUUCUCGGUGUUCUCAUUCAGGCGUUGACGUUUGAAGGGCAUGCUCCGCUGGCACAAUUCAUCAUCGGUAGAAUCGUUAUGGGAGUGGGCAACGGAAUGAACACGUCGAGUAUUCCGGCAUACCAGGCCGAGACGGCGCAGUCCAAGAACCGUGGAAUUCUGAUCUGUAUCCAAGGAGGAUCGAUCGCGUUCGGAACGCUGAUCUCCUACUGGCUGAACUACGGAGUCUCCUUCACUGGCACGGACAUGGUCUGGCGAUUCCCGAUCGCCUUCCAGCUGGUGUUUGCCGUCAUCAUCAUCGGCGGCAUGCUGGUGCUCCCCGAGUCUCCCCGAUGGCUCCUCGCUCGCGACCGCGACGCAGAAGGAACCGCCGUCAUCUCGGCGCUCCACGACCAGCCCAUCGACUCGCAGGUGGUCCUGCUCGAGAAGCGCAUCAUCAUGGACUCGCUCCUGGCCGCCGGACAGAUCGGCGUAAAGCCGAAGAUGUCCGACAUGCUGACCAACGGCAAGACGCAGCAUCUGCGCCGCGUCAUCCUCGGAGCGUCAUCGCAGAUCAUGCAGCAGAUUGGUGGCUGCAAUGCCGUUAUCUACUACUUCCCCAUCUUGAUGCAGCAGUCGCUCGGCCAGACCCGCCAGAUGUCGCUGAUUCUCGGCGGUGUCAACAUGAUCGUCUACAGUAUCUUUGCUACCUUCUCCUGGUUCGUCAUCGAGAAGAUGGGACGUCGUAAGCUCUUCCUCGCUGGUACCAUCGGACAGAUGGUCAGCAUGACCAUCACCUUCUCCUGCCUGAUCCCGGGCACUCCCGAAGCGGCCAAGGGCGCCGCCGUCGGACUAUUCCUGUACAUCGCAUCCUUCGGCGCCACCUGGCUACCACUCCCAUGGCUCUACCCCGCCGAGAUCAACCCGCUUCGCACGCGCGGCAAGGCGAACGCCGUGAGCACGAUCAACAACUGGCUGUUCAACUUCGCGGUGGUGAUGGUAACACCCAUCAUGAUCGACAAGAUCGGCUGGGGGACAUACCUCGUGUUCGCAAGCCUCAACGCCUCGUUCCUGCCGUUCAUCUACUUCUUCUACCCGGAGACGAAGAACCGCUCGCUCGAGGAGCUGGACAUCGUCUUUGCCAAGGGCUACACUGAGGGAAUCUCCUACGUCAAGGCAUCCAAGGAACUGCCAAUCCUCACGCAGGCACAGAUCGAGGAGUACGCGGUACAGUACGGUCUCGUCAGCGAUGCGGACGAUGUUGGCGAGAAGACCGGCCUCGGGUUCGGUACGCCGGAAGAGCGCGUCGAGAAUGUGAGGCAGUAGAUACUGGAUAGAGCGCGCGCGCGUGCGGUAUAGUGAUGGAUCAUGAUUUUUCUUUGUUUCUGGUGAGGACGGGGCGGGGCCUAGGGUGUGGGGUGUGCGCGGGUGAGGUUGUACAUAAUAGUAGACUACCUUGAGUAGACGAAGACGGGGACGAUGAAUCCUAUGAAAUAAAAAACUUGAGUGCUCC